Messenger RNA from Trichoplax adhaerens, 1617 nucleotides. RefSeq lists its product as uncharacterized. Gene Ontology annotation, biological process: regulation of actin filament polymerization. The transcript is spliced from 16 exons. The record is from RefSeq and is a predicted model, not a curated record. Lineage: Eukaryota; Metazoa; Placozoa; Uniplacotomia; Trichoplacea; Trichoplacidae. The coding region runs from base 1 to 1617 and encodes 538 amino acids. Gene Ontology annotation, molecular function: protein binding.
AUGAAUAAUUAUACACCAACUGAUACCAAAGAUGAGCUAGGCAAAAAGCAGUCAUUUUCACUGGAUUAUGAGCCAAAAUUGAAUGAACAAGUUAGGAAAAUCAAGAAUAAAGCAUACGAUGAUACCAACAUCUUGAAUGAUAUGAGGACAUUUAUCAAUAAAAUAGCAUCGGCCGAAAAAAAAUAUGCUGAGAGACUAACAAAAUUAGCAAAUCAGUAUUUGAAGAAUUGCGAAUCGCAAUCUACAGAUGACCUGGAAAAUCAUGAUGACCUAGAAGAAUAUACCAUAAAAUCGCUAUGGAUAAAAUUUCUGACUUACUUCAACGAAGAAGGUAAGCUACACAAUAAUUGGGCAACAUCCUUAGAUGAAUAUGCAGAUACCAUUAAUGCUGCCAGAACGUCAGAAGAAACUCAAUUGCGAAACGCUAUCGCUACGAUGACAACUUCACAUGGAGAAAUUCGUAACCUACAUAGCAAAAUGAUAAAAGCUCAACGCAUUUACAUUUCUUGCCAGAAAAAGCUAGUUUCUAAAAAGAAAAAGGCUUCUAAAGCGGGAGAGAAAUUGACUGUUUGCAUCGAUGAUAAUGAUCAAUCGACCAAAGUAGAAUUAAUUUCAAUUUGUAACACCAUGUCUAGAGCUAAUCAAACAAGCCGAUUCACAUUUCCUAGCAUGCAAAAGACUGUAUCACUACCCAAAUUUAAGUUUAACAGUGGCACUACUGAAGCCGAAAAACAAUCUGAAGCAGCUCUUAAAGAAUAUCAACGAAAAGUAAACGAGCUCAAUGAAUAUUUCGUGAAAUAUCAAAACAAGCUACCGGAAUUAUUCAAGAGCAUAGAUCAAGGUCUGUACUCAGAUAUGCCAGUAAAUUUUAAUACAGUAGCCAAUGAACAGAUCAAGACUUUACAAGAUUCAGAAAAUAGAAUGAAGAAACUAGUCGAAUUUUCAGAAAUGGUCACACAAGAACGAAAUUUAGACUUGUUCUUGUGCGAGACUGGUACACUUUACACAGAGCCUAUUACAUCAAGUGCUAUAGAAUACCAACCAGAAAAAAAUAAGUUUGGAAAUGUAACAUUUGAAGAAUUCGAGAAAGAGAACGGCGAUCUUGACGCCAAAGGCUAUCCUACAGUUCGCGAUUGUAGUCGCGAUUCGGGAGAAGACAGCUUUAGUGAUGAAGAUCGACGUGACAGCAUGGACACAUCUGUAAGUGAAACAUUCUCGACACCAUCGGUCAUGCAAGCUAAGGUGUUAUAUGAUCAUGAGGCUCAAGGUAAAGGUGAAUUAACGGUCAAGACUGGAGAGUAUGUUGAUGUAUUUAUGGAAGGAAAUGAGAAUGGCUGGUGUAAGGUUGAAUCCAAACAAGGUCAAAUCGGAUUUGUACCAGAGCAGUAUCUAUCAUGGGAUCUUGAGACGGCGAAAUCCGAUGCCAAGGAUACACGCGAUUUGAUGCCAACUGCUUGGUCAUCGUCGUUACUAACUGCUGUUAAUACGGAAACAGACUACCGUCGUUCUUCCUUAGGGGCCUAUGAUAGUUUAAGACCCAAGAAACAAGGAACAUAUAGAAAUAGAGCACAAUCAGCCAAUACAAGCUUGACUUUACAGCUUCCUCGCAAACAUUGA